CCUGAACGGCGGGCAUUUAACUCCAAGUCGGAUGUAAAGGAGUUUCCCCCCCAGUCGCUACUUGGAAAUCCAUUCACCACUUCCGCCGUUUAACACAGCCCGGCAGCAUCAAGGAAUCAGGAGCCGGAAGCAAAGCAGUGCUGAUGUUUGAGAAUGCCACAGCCUACGGUGAGAUUAAUCGUGACUGGUGAUGACUUUGGUUACUGUCGGAGGCGGAAUCGCGGUAUCAUGGAAUGUUUCAAAGCAAAAGCGAUUUCCAAUGCAUCCUUGCUGGUGAAUGGGAGUGCAGCUAAAGAGGCUGCUGCAAUGGCUACCAGAAACAGGCUUCCCCUUGGCCUUCAUGCAAAUCUGUCUGAGGGUUUCCCUGUCUGUCAACAACUCCGAAUGGGCUCUUCCCUGGUCAAUAAGGAUGGCUUUUUCCAUGGCAAAAUGGGAAUUCGGGAAGUGCUGAAAAGUGGCCACAUCAACCUAUCUGAGGUAGAUAAGGAGCUCAGAGGUCAGGUGGAUCUAUUCUGUGAACUGACAGGCCAUUUACCUCUUCAUAUGGAUGGACAUCAGCAUGUUCAUGUUUUACCAGGUAUCCGCGAUGUAUUUGCCCAAGUGCUUUCCGAUUAUGGCAUCAUUUACACUCGUGUUCCUGUGGAGCCAGGCCUGCAUCGCUGUGAUCAGAUAGCACAACAUCUCAUGGACUUCUACCUACAGGUUGAAAAGGACGCAUUCAAUUCAGUGGAUGUUUUCCAACGACAUGGAAUUAGGUGGCCCGAUAUCUACAUUGGCCUAACAACAAUGGGGAAAGACAUGUCAGUGUCCAGCCUGCAGACAGCCAUAGAAAAUGGCAUGGCAAUGAGGAAAGUGAAGCACUACCAGUUGUUGGAAGAUUUUCCUGCGGAUGCCCAAAGACAAGAUGAUACCAUAUUGACUAUGGAGUUAAUGGUUCACCCUGGGUAUUCCAGCUAUCCCAAUGAAGGUGGAUGUGGCGAAGGGCCAGACGAGUUCUCCCUAUCUGCAGAUCGGUUUCAUGAACUGGAAACCCUCAAGGCACCAAAGCUACUGAAAUAUUACGAACAGAGGAAUAUACAAUUGUGUGCUUUUAAAGAUUUAUAAUAGUAUUGCUUCCUGACUCCCUGAAGCAAAUGGAGGAAGAUUGUAGAGGUACUAGAAGGUGCAAUAAUUACCAGAAUCAAUUCCUAUGUGAUGCAGUAGGUCGUCAGAGGGGAAAAUGAAAAUGAUUCAGUGUCUUUCCGGAGAGGCUUUUAUGGGGAAUUUAAUUACAUUUCCAGUAUCCCACGUUUAAUUUUUGUCUCAACAAUCACCAAAGGAAUUGUAAAGAGCUUUACUUCCCUCCCAUCCCCUCUCCCAGUCCCACCCAUCACCUGCCGCAUUGUAUUUCUUUCUCCCCCUCCCCCCACCUUAAUUGGGCUUCUGCUUGUAGCAAGCAGAAAUUCGAUUCACACAACCAUGCGGUGUUCUUCAAGCUUUUCACCCAUAAAGUCAGAAAAUCAAGUCUUAGGUGCAGGAACAUUUUGUACUUGAUUGAUAACUUCUAUAGGGGAUAUUAAAUUGUGCAAUAAACUGUUCAAGUUCAGGGUGAAGAGAAAUAUUUAAUGAUUUUAUUAAAUCCCUUGGUCAUCACAAGAGCAGGUUCAUGAAUCACUUUACUCGGAUGACUGUUUCCGUGGAUUGCCACCUUGUCGUGGUGGAGAAGCUUGUGUGGUCCAGAGACCCCAAGAGCGAUGCCGUCUGGAGCUAUGCUCCUGGUAGGGUCACCCAUGGUGGUAAGGUCGAGGGUGAGGUCCCUGACAAAGAACAAUCCAACCAAGACCUCAACGGUGGAACAGGCGGACGAAGUUACUUCGAACUCAACAGCUGCGAAGGCGGAUGAAGGCUGCAACAAAUCCAACAACUCCAAUCGUCGUGUUUUCUAUGCCAUUGGAAUCAGUUGGUUGAUUUGUGAAGUAUCAUGUACUUCUUGGAGUGCAACAUCAAGUACAUGUUACACGCACAGGUGUCUUCAUUCUGUGAUAGAUCAACGAAACAAAGACCAUCAUCCUCGACCUCGAGGAAUAGCCACGACAACGACACUUGCCUAUGCAGUAUCUCUCAGGUUUCUUGUUGCAAAACACUGUAGCACCAGUCCUGAAGUCCUUGGUGUGAUUAAUGAUUGCAAAGCAUUAAAGGACUUGAAUCAUUUGGACAACAGAGGCAGUGGCCAUGUUGUUCACAGUGCCUGUGCCAGCUCUUUUAGGAUAGGAAGCUCUCUGAUUAGUCCUAUUACAUUUGCUCUCACAGCCCUUGCAAACAUCCUUUUGGAAAGUUACUGUUGAACCUGCUCUUGUCACCCUUUGCACUGUAAAGAUUUUACUGAGAGAAAUGAACAGAUAGUCUGUUUUAUGGUGAUGUUUGGAUCAGUGUUAGGCAGGGCACUAGGAACAUUGAUGUGGCCUCUAUUACAUCUGCCUUAUCAGGGAAAAUACAUGAAUCCUAGAUCACAACACCAUGCUGCUCUUAUUUCAAACUGGGAGGUUUCUGCCAAACACAUCGUUGUACCGCAUAGAAGUAUCUCUUUAAUUCAUUUUAAAUGUUUCAUGAUUGAGUGCCUCUGUUAAGUCUCCCCUCAACUUUCUCCACUCUAUGAAAGUAGAUUAUAUAUUGUAUAUUUAUAUAUCAUAUAUAAAUUAAUUAUAUAAUAUAUAAUUAUUUAAUGUUAUUUAAUUAUAUAUUACAUAUAAUUAAUGUUAUUUAAUCACAUUGUAUAUAUAUAUAUACAUGUACAGUACUGUCAAAAGUCUUAGGUACAUACAAGAUAGCGAGGGUGCCUAAGAUUUUUGCAUAGUACUGUAUUAAGCAACAUGGAGCAGAGAGCAACUUUGUGAAUCUGGCAGGAGCAAAGAUGCUGGGAAUGGUGCCGGUGGAGUGCUGCAAGAGGGGUGUAGGACAGUCAGUGGCACGAAUGUAGACGCACCCAACCCAGAGACACCAGGCAAGGUCAUUUGAUUCUGAACAAUUGGUAUAUUGAUCAUUACAGAAUCCUUCUGGUGCUACCUGCUCCCUCCCUUCUACCAAAAGAUGGUUCCCCUUUCUCUGACCCCUUCCCACUCUCAGUCCACAAUAAAGAACCAGGUUUAUCAUCACUCACAUAUGUAUUAAAUGUUUUUUUUUGUGGCAGCAGUACAGUGCAAUACAUAAAAUUACUACAGUACUCUGCAAAAGUUCUAGGCAUCCUAUCUGUACAUAAAUGGCUUAGACUUUUGCACAAUACUGUAUAUAUACAAUCUAUUUAUGUGGAGAACACAGACAGUAAAAGAUAUAUAAAGAUCUAAGAUGCAUGGAGGGAGGAAUUCAUCUGUGAUCACUGGUGCUAAAUGUGCAGAUUGAGCACAAGAUAUCACAAAGCAUCCUACUGCAGAGUUUUUGUAGUCAGGGUGACACUAAAGCAAGCAUGUUCCCCGCAGCGAAUCACACAAACUACAGUGAGAUGAGUGCCAAGGAAGUUUGUUUUAUAAUGUUUAUUGAGAGACUGAGGAUACCUCCCUUGUACACUUCAGCAACUGACCUGAAGCAGAACAAAGCCUCUGUACUGUCACGGCCCACCAGCUGCUCACCGGCAAGCGUGCACUAAAUGAGCUACAACUGACAUCCUAAAUUCUCAAAACACUUCUGCAGAGUGUGAGGUUAUUCCAUAACCAAAGAUAGCUGUGAAAUACUUUUGGGUCUACAAGGCUGAUGAUGUGCCUAUUUAAUUCAAUGUUAAAUGCAGAAAUAUAUAUAAUAUUAAUUUACAUAAUAUUUAGCUAUAAAGCAAUGGGGGAUUUCAAUAUGUCACAUAAAGUUUGGAAAAAUGCAAAUGUCUUAAUAAAAUUCACAUUUAAAGUG
Messenger RNA from Hypanus sabinus (Atlantic stingray), 3873 nucleotides. RefSeq names its product YdjC chitooligosaccharide deacetylase homolog (gene ydjc). Gene Ontology annotation, biological process: carbohydrate metabolic process. Gene Ontology annotation, molecular function: deacetylase activity. The transcript has 6 exons. The coding region runs from base 154 to 1104 and encodes 316 amino acids. NCBI's taxonomy places the organism in Eukaryota, Metazoa, Chordata, Chondrichthyes, Myliobatiformes, Dasyatidae. The record is from RefSeq and is a predicted model, not a curated record.